Messenger RNA from Linum tenue, 1010 nucleotides. Lineage: Eukaryota; Viridiplantae; Streptophyta; Magnoliopsida; Malpighiales; Linaceae. The record is from the annotation of a GenBank genome assembly.
UUGAAUUUCGAUCGAACCUCGGUGAAAUUUUUGAAUAAUGGCAGCUCCGCUCAUCCGGCUUAUACGGAGUUCGUCGUCGUUCGUCACGGCGAAACGGAGUGGAAUGCUGAUAGAAGGAUUCAGGGACAUGUCGACAUUGACCUGAAUGAAGUUGGGAGACAACAACAAGCGGCUUUGGUGGCUGAUCGGCUAUCCAAAGAACCUAAGAUUUCUGCUGUAUAUUCUUCCGAUUUGACACGGCACAAGCAAUUGCUGAUAGAUGUGGUGGUAUUGAGGGUGGUGGCGAGAGUCUUGAUAAAUUAUAUGAGCGUUCCACAUGUUCUUUUCAAAGAAUUGCAGCAAAGCAUAGAGGUGAGCGAGUGGUCGUGGUGAGUCACGGAGGCACCAUCAGAUCACUAGCCCUAACGGGAGGCCUGCAAAGAUACUGAAUACUUCUGUGCACAUCUUUCACAUAUCCGAUGGAGACGAGUGGACCAUAGAAUCUUGGGGUGAUGUUAGCCAUCUCAACCAAACGGGAUUCCUGGAGUCCGGUUUUGGUGGUGACAGAACCUCUGGUUAGCUGCACUACAACGGACAGCAACCCUCUGAUGUGAUGGAAGUGAUUUUACACUUGUACCGAUAUCUAUUGUUGUUUGAUGGAUCGUAGCUGGCUGAUAUCUUGUAGUGGUAUCUGCAACUGCAAGUCAUCGACUUUUGAAGCUGUAUUGAGAUUUUAGCACCUCAAAGCUUUUCAGUUUCGAGGCUCCAUUGGACGGGAAGUUGACACUUCGAAGCAAUGGCAGUAGCUGGAGGAGGAAGCGUGGCCCAGCACCAACUACUAGAUAAGGUGAAGGGUAAUUAUGUAUUUUUAUCCUAGAAUACAUCGAGUUUGUAUAUGUGAAUGGAAGAAUAUGUGUAUUGUCGUAGUAGUGUUUAGCUUGGAGGGAUUAUAAUGGCGGGUCUGCAAAAAUUGCAGGCAUUGUUGAUUUUUUUUUCUUUUCAAGUAACUCCAAAGAUUUCUGGAAUUCAUG